CACCACCACCAGCAAGGGAGCAUCAGUGGUAGCAGCAGCGGCACCAGCAGCAACACACCAGCACCUCCUCCUGGUUCUCCUCCUGCUGGUGUGUACCGAUGCCGCAGUAGCGACUGCCUCUCUGCCCCGUAUAGAUUUUCAAUUAGUCCGCGCGGAACGUGGAAAAUAAUGUGCCGCUCCGACACCUGCUGACCAUCCCCGAAGGUCGCUCGUGUCCCGGGUCCCGGUCGACGUGUCUAUCGCGCGUCGUUCCCCGUUCGUCGUCGUUGUCGCUUACCAUCGUCGUGACCUGGUGUGGAUGGACAAUUGGAGAGGGUGAGGGAUCGAUUUCCGUCUUCCGUGUGCGUGUGCAGUGUUGAAAAAAGACAGAGAAUGGGCGAACAGUGACAAGAUCUUGGAACGAUCCACGGGUCCAUGGGAUCGUCAGAGAGGAUGCCGUUCCCGGUGAAUCGCAGGACCCCGUUGUCCAGUAUCAUCGCGAUCUCUGCGUUCAUGCUGCAUUCAGGUAUUGUGGCCCUUCGAAUGACAGCUCUGCAAAUACCGCAACACGUCGUUCUGAACGAGACGGUCCGUAUGCAGUGCAACUUCAAUUUGGAUAAAGAACUAUUGUACUCGGUGAAAUGGUAUAAAGAUGGCCACGAAUUUUAUCGUUAUGUGCCGAGGGAUGUGCCAAUGGUCCAAACCUUUCGCGUUCCUGGUGUUGAUGUGAACACGCAUAAUUCCACGGAAAGAUCGGUGGUUUUGAACAAUGUGAAUCUUACUAGCUCAGGGAGGUAUCGAUGCGAGGUGUCUGCCGAGGCUCCAGCCUUUCAAACCGUGUCUGACCAUGCAGACAUGACGGUAGUAGUUCUUCCUGACGAAGGGCCACGAAUAACCGGUGGCCGUUCGCGCUAUCAAGUCGGCGAGAUCGUUCGAAUGAACUGUACAUCCGCGCCCUCAAAACCGGCCGCUUUAUUAACUUGGUUCAUCAAUGGUGAUCAAGCCGAUAAUCAGUACCUGAAGGGACCACACAUUACCGCUGUGGACGAGAAGGGGUUGGAAACCGCGGUAUUGGGCUUGGAAUUUCGCGUCGCCAACAAACACUUCAAGCGUGGCGACAUGAAGCUGAAGUGCUUGGCGACAAUAGCAACCGUCUAUCUGCAGAGCAAUGAGGAGAGUGUGGAAGGAGAUGAGAGGAUCCUGAAAGCCCCCGUGAUGGAGAGCCGCGAGACCAGGGCACAGAGCCACACUCGCAACGAUUUAAUCAAUGGAAGUCAAACAACCACGAUAUUCAACCGGAUGAUCAUUUUUCUGAUCACAGGCAUCAUUCUAGCGCGAUAAUAACAAUUGUUUUUCACGUUGCUUCCUAAGAUUAAAACAAAUACGUUAGGAGAUUGUUCCCAUCGUAUUUAAAAAAUAUUAAUUUUUAAGCCGCAUAAUCAUAAUUAAAUAUCAUAUCGAUAAACAUGAUAAGAGAUUAAACGUUCGGUUGAACGUAAUUGACGUACAAACAAUGGUAGAUCUAUCAAUCUUUAUGUCUCUUAUGUCUCUUUCAAAAUCUUUAAUGUCUCUUUCAUUUCAAUAUAAAUAAAAUUUAAUUCAUUUAUUGUCAUUAAAAGAAGAUAUUAAUUUUGACAUUAAUUUUUAAGAAAUUGCAAAUUUUUUUAAAAUAUUAAUAUUUUUUUAUAUAAAUUUAAAAAAAAAAAAAAUUGAUAAAGAAGGAGAAUUGAUUUUAUUUUUUAAAUAAAAAUACAUUUGUGGAUCUGCCAAUGUUAACAAAUAAAAAUAUGUUUUAGGCUCUAAAUGUAUUCUUAUGUGAGGAAAAAAUCACAUUUAAAACAUAUCCAUGGAAUUAUCGAAGAAAGAGAGAGAAAGUAUAAAAUUAUAAAAAAGAGGAGAACAAGACAGAAAACAAAUGACUUAAAAAAAAUCAAAGGAAGCAUAAAUCCGUCUCUCCAUAUGCAUAUACACACAUAUAUAUGUAUAUAUGUAUAUGUGUGUGUGUAUGUGUGUGUGUGUAUAUGUUAGGUCGUCCAGAGAUCUUUUUAGCAGAUGAAUAAGAAAGUUCUUAUUGCUUUCCCAUACAUUGAUACAUAUUAUUUUUACUACAAUUUUAUAAUGGUAUUUCUAUUUUUACUGCAUAUCAUUUUUUAUAUAUAUAUUUAAAAAAAAAGAAGACAAAAGAGGGAUUCUUUAUGGAAAAUACAUUUUUUUCCAUCUCCUUGCUAUUGUAUCAAUAAAUACAAUAGAAAACAAUCACAAACAAUUUCUGCACAAACCAAUGCUGGGUAAUUAUUAUUUUGAUUAAAUUGAUAUUAUUUCAUUUUAAUAUAAAAAUUGUAUAUUUUAAUCAUCUAAUAAAUUCUUUUUGAAAAUAUUUGAAAUGAUGAAAAUGUAAUUUAAAGAUAAUUUUAUAUCAUUAAAAAUGAUAAAUGAUUUAUUUUUUUAUUGUAAAAAUUCAUUUCAAUUACUUUAAAAGAUAAAAAUUAUUAACUUCAUAAAAUUUAAAUAAUUUAUAAAAAAAAAAAUACCCAGUACUGAUACAAAUAAUAUAUCUCAUAUGAUAUAAUCUCAGCUACAAUAGAUAUUUCAGGAAUAUAUAUUUUUAUCUAGAUUUCUGCAUUCAAUGAUCGUACUAAUGUAUCAUGUUUCAAAUUUUCCCGCGCGAAUCGUUUAAAUAUGAGGAAUUGAAGUCUGUGUAAAAAUAUGCGCCAUUAUAAAAAAGCGUCGCAAUAAAAUAUCUUUUUAAGCAGAGAAAAAAUUAUAGUUAAAAGUAUAUUGUAUCGAUGUUUUAAUACAAAAUCAAAUAAUAAUUUAAUACAAAUUUUAAUUUAUAAAAUUAAUUCGAAGCCUAGAAAUUCAAUUAUUCAUCUUUGAAAGAUAAAUGUUACAAAUAUCACAAAUUUUUUUUCAAGAAAUUAGUUUUUCUUAUGAAAUUGCUAAACAAAAAAAUUUUAAAAAGAAAUAUCUAGCAUCUUUUUCAUAUCCUUACAAUGAUAUUUUAUAAGGUUAUCCUUAAAAAAAAAAUUAUAUUUAUAUUAGAAGAUCAUCAGUGAGAGUUGUCUUCCUGUACGAAGCAAUUUCACAAGAAAGAUUGUUAAUAAAAUAUUGCUAGUGAUAUUUAUUGUUAUUUAUUGCAAGAAUUUUAUUGAUGAAUCCUUUAUACAUAUAUAAUGUUAUUCCUAUAUUGAUAUUAUCACAAAUAUUUAUGCGCGCGAAAAUUCAAAAAUUUUAAUACAAAUCGAUGCGAAAUUUCGAAUUUGUACGAAAUUAAUUCUUUCUCUUUUUAUUUAAAUGAUAUUUCAUUUACUUCAAAUGUCAUUAAGCACAAAAGAAAAAGAAAAACAAAAACAGAAUCACAUAUGCGAGAAUCACAUCAUAUAAACGUGUAAGUAUCUAAGCUAAAAAUGUAUUUCUUAUGUAGUAAUGUAUCAAAAUCCUUUGUCAAAUAAGUGUUUAAUGAAGCUGUAAAUAUGUACAUAAUUUUCAUCGUUAUUAAAAUUCAAUAUUAUAAUA
This is a messenger RNA of Apis cerana (Asiatic honeybee), 3495 nucleotides long. RefSeq names its product cell adhesion molecule 2. NCBI's taxonomy places the organism in Eukaryota, Metazoa, Arthropoda, Insecta, Hymenoptera, Apidae. The record is from RefSeq and is a predicted model, not a curated record.